GCAGUCGGACGGCCCAAAGGGAAACUGGGCACUGCUUCUGCGGUGAAGCUCGCAGCUAAUCGGACAACCGCUGGGGCACGGCGGAGGAGGACGCGAUGCCGCAAGUGCGAGGCGUGUCUGCGGACAGAGUGCGGCGAGUGUCACUUCUGCAAAGACAUGAAGAAAUUUGGGGGACCUGGCAGGAUGAAACAGUCCUGUAUUAUGAGGCAGUGUAUCGCACCUGUGUUGCCUCAUACUGCUGUGUGUCUGGUGUGUGGAGAAGCUGGGAAAGAGGACACGGUGGAAGAGGAGGAGAGCAAGUUUAAUCUCAUGCUAAUGGAAUGCUCCAUUUGUAACGAAAUCAUACACCCAGGAUGCCUUAAGGUGAAGGAAUCGGAUGGUGUGGUUAACGAUGAGCUGCCGAACUGCUGGGAGUGUCCAAAGUGCAACCAUGCAGGGAAAACUGGAAAACAAAAGCGCGGACCAGGAUUCAAAUACGCAUCAAAUCUCCCAGGCUCGUUGCUGAAGGAACAGAAAAUGAACCGAGACAAUAAGGAAGUAACAGAUGCUGCGAAACGGAAAGGGGAUUGUGAAGAAACUCCCAGGCGGAAAUCGGAGGAACAUUCCAAGAAGACUCAAGUUGACUCAAUCCUGAGGAGAAAGUCAGACGAAGUGCAUCUGUGGAGGAAAAGGAAAUUUGAGAAACCCCAGGAACCCACUAUGAGAAAGCGGCUAAAACUGGGAAAAGAAGACAAACUCUUCAGGAAGAAGCGGCGAUCAUGGAAGGCUCCAGAUGACCGAACUGCCGUGAUCAAACCCCUGCGGCGCCUCAAGCAGGAGCCAGAGGAUGACCUGCCAGAAGCACCUCCCAGGUCCAAGGAUAGUGACCAGUCACGGUCCAGCUCGCCCACUGCAGGUCCCAGCACGGAGGGUGCCGAGCCCAGGGACAAGAAGAAGUUCAAGAUGAGGAGGAAAAGGCGGCUUCCCAAUAAGGAACUGAGCAAGGAGCUCAGCAAGGAGCUUAACCAGGAGAUCCAAAAAACCGAGAACAGCCUUGCCAAUGAGAAUCACCAACCCAUCAAAUCUGAACCCGAGAGCGAGAACGAGGAACCUAAGCGUGCUUUGAACAACAGCGAGAGACUCCAUAGGUUCAGCAAAGGGUUAAACGGGACUCCCCGGGAGCUGAGGCACCAGCUCAUCCCCAGCCUGCGAAGCACACCUCGGGGAAUAACCCGGCCACCACCUUCGCUCUCUCCUCCCAAAUGCAUUCAGAUGGAACGGCACGUUAUCCGGCCGCCUCCCAUCAGCCCCCCUCCGGACUCGCUCCCCCUGGAUGACGGGGCAGCCCACGUGAUGCAGAGGGAAGUCUGGAUGGCUGUCUUUAGCUACCUCAGUCAUAGAGACUUGUGCAUCUGUAUGAGAGUUUGCAAGACCUGGAACAGAUGGUGCUGUGACAAAAGAUUAUGGACCAAAAUAGAUUUAAACCAUUGUAAAUCCAUCACUCCACUUAUGCUUAGUGGCAUUAUUAGGAGACAGCCUGUAACCCUUGAUCUUAGCUGGACUAAUAUAUCUAAAAAGCAGCUGAGUUGGCUUAUCAACAGACUGCCAGGUCUUCGAGACCUGCUGUUGUCAGGGUGCUCAUGGAUAGCAGUGUCGGCACUUUGUAGUUCCAGUUGUCCUUUACUCCGAACUCUGGACGUGCAGUGGGCAGAAGGACUGAAAGACGCACAAAUGAGAGACCUCUUGUCACCACCCACAGAUAACCGGCCAGGUCAGAUCGACAACCGGAGUAAACUACGGAACAUCAUUGAGCUGCGCUUGGCCGGCCUGGAUAUUACAGACGCUUCCUUGCGGCUGAUCAUAAGGCACAUGCCUCUGCUCUCCAAACUCAAUCUUAGUUACUGUAAUCACGUGACAGAUCAGUCUAUUAACCUGCUGACCGCGGUCGGAACCACCACGCGGGAUUCAUUAACAGAAAUUAAUUUAUCAGACUGCAAUAAGGUUACUGACCAGUGCCUGUCUUACUUCAAACGUUGCGGAAACAUCUGCCAGAUCGACCUGAGGUACUGCAAGCAAGUGACGAAGGAAGGCUGCGAGCAGUUCAUCGCAGAGAUGUCAGUGAGUGUUCAGUUUGGGCAAGUGGAAGAAAAACUUCUGCAGAAACUGAGUUAGUCAAAGGACACGUGUAAAUACUGGGGUGGGGGGAGGGGAAGGGACUAAGAACAUGUAGGGAUUUUAUUUUCAAUUGGGAACUUGGAAUAUUGGAAACUACCACAAUUGGAUUUUACAACUCUUGUCGAGAACAACAUGAAACUACCCGUGUUAAGGAUUUCAACUUGUGCCACUAAUUCAGUCUACCUGGGACGUCCUGCACUGGCUCUUAUGCAAAUUCAUAAGGCGACUGUUACUGAUGAGAAUUGUUCACACCCGGAGGACGACUGAUCUCCAAGAAAUACUGUUAUUUAAAGUACCACAGCAUGUGCUUGGUAGUGUAAAUUUGAUUUCUGCUUUUCAUUUCUUGAAACAAACAAACAAACAAAAAGUUGGUGUCAUUAAAGUGGACCACGCACUGCAUUUCUGCCUUCUUAACACGUUUUGUUUUGUUACAUCUACAUUAUGCAGAACUAUUUUUGUACAAAAAUUGUUUAAAAAUUAUUUAUGCAAUGUUUGAAUGCAUUACCAGUGUUUCGGUUUUGAUUGCCAAUUUUUAUCUUUACUUAUGGUAGGCGAGAACUUAACCUAUACUUCGUAGACAGUAUCUAUCUACAAAUGUGCCCAGGUCAGGAAAAGUAGGUUAAUACUUUCAACUUAAAGCAUGUUUUAAUGGAAGUUUAUAUCCUGCUUUGUAUACUUCAGGAGUGACAUAAGCAUGUUGUGGAAAUAAGGUGUAAAUUAUAGUUGAAGUAAAACACUUUUAUCUGUAUAGAAAUCACCUUUUUCUCAAAAUUUUAAAAAAAAAAAUUCCAAUUUCAGCUUUUGCACAUAGGAGGGUUUCACUCUGUAGCAUGAGCUCUUGUACUCAAUAUAAAAUUAAUUUAUACAGUGAGUCCAGCCGUAGAAUAAAUGGUCAAACGUAGUCUCUCUUUCUUUGAAGUGUGAGUUGAGUUCUCAUUUAAGGUUUAUAACAUGGUUAUUUCCUGAUUGUAAAAUUCUGCAUUCAUAAGUGCCAUUGUUGUACGGUGUUGUUUUCGUAGACCUUCCUGAUGCGGUUUUACCUUUGUUGAAUUUGUAUAAACAAUUGUACAAAAA
Molecule: messenger RNA, 3228 nt
Organism: Leptosomus discolor (cuckoo roller)
Lineage: Eukaryota; Metazoa; Chordata; Aves; Leptosomiformes; Leptosomidae
Source: RefSeq, a predicted model, not a curated record